GUUAUCUGGUUUGAUUUGAGAAAUAUUAGACAUAAUGUAAGUCAUCAUCGAAGUUUGCUGAAAUCAUGAAUAAACUCUCACAAACAAACUCUAUAAUCUCAGAUAAAUUGUUGCUAUGUGUAGUAGACGUUUGAAUCCUUAGUGGGCACCAAAUUAGAACUAGAAGGGAGAAAAAUUAAAAUAUCAUUUUGAACCCUAUAGUUUGAAUUUGUUCCAUUUUUAUAUUCAAAUGCUUGUUUUUCAAUACGAUCAAACUAACCAAAAACUUUUCGAAAGUGCAUGCUCUUUUCUAGAAUCUGAAGGAACUCAACUAGCCGAUUAGAUUAAGCCAUGGCUUCAACAGCAUCAACGGUAGAAUCGAGUGAUUUGGAUGUUUCUCAGUUCCGCCAUACUCCUUUCUACUGUGAGGAGAAUGUUUAUUUUCUAUGCAAGAAAUUAUGUACAAACAGAUUGGCUGAUGCAGAGGGAGCUGAUCUUUUUGUUGUUUUCAUUUCUAAUGAGAAGAAGCAGAUUCCCCUUUGGCAUCAGAAAGCCAGCAAAAGGGCAGAUGGUCUUGUUUUGUGGGAUUACCAUGUCAUUUGCAUUCAGAGAAAGAUAGAAGGUGAAUUUCCUUUUUUAGUGUGGGAUUUAGACUCAACUCUUCAUUUACCUCUCCCUCUGGGCAGCUAUGUGUCACAAGCUAUCAGGCCAUCAUUUCAAAUCUCCCCUGAGUAUCAAAGGCUUUUCAGAAUCAUUCAUGCUCCAAUACUUUUUCGUCACUUUGCAUCUGAUAGAAGGCACAUGAAAGAUUCAAAUGGAAAUUGGAUGGCUAAACCUCCUGACUAUGAAGCCAUUGUUGCCGAAGAUGGAACUAUGCACAACCUAUAUGAGUAUAUGGAAAUCAAGACAGGCGAUGUUUAUUCGAACAAAACCAUUGAUGUGAAAGAUGCAGUUUUUUCUCAAAAACUUGGAGCGGUCGCAAAUAAUUUAGAGGAGUUUUUCACUCAAAUUCUUUAAAUAGGAUUGAAAAAAAUUCUGGUAAGUUUCUAAAAAUUUAUGUUCUUGGUUUUCUAUACAUGCACUAAAAAUUUGAAGAUUGCUAGAAAGUUGAGUUGUCUGGCAUUGCUUUACCCUAAAAUCUGGAGCUGCUUUCUCAAAUGAGGAAUUUUGUUGUCCUGAGUUUAUGCAUGCCAGUUCUUCUGUACAUGCUGAUGCUCACUGGAUGGAUAGCUAUGUUUGGAAGUGAUUUUGAAUAGAUAAAAUCAUUUUGACAUGUUUAAAUUUA
Messenger RNA from Cucumis sativus (cucumber), 1264 nucleotides. RefSeq names its product protein N-terminal glutamine amidohydrolase. The transcript is spliced from 6 exons. Lineage: Eukaryota; Viridiplantae; Streptophyta; Magnoliopsida; Cucurbitales; Cucurbitaceae. The record is from RefSeq and is a predicted model, not a curated record. The coding region runs from base 331 to 996 and encodes 221 amino acids. Gene Ontology annotation, cellular component: nucleus; cytosol. Gene Ontology annotation, molecular function: protein-N-terminal glutamine amidohydrolase activity; protein-N-terminal asparagine amidohydrolase activity.